AUGGCUUCCCGUCGACGCCACAUUGGGGCUAGCCGCAGGAAGAGACGAGAUGAUGAGGGUGAGGAUGAAGGCUCGAUGGUGGGGGACCUGGAGGAAGACUCCUUGAGUGAAGCCUCUGCCGACAGUCACCAAGAUGAUGAGGAUGCAGAUGGCGAAGGCAGCGAAGGGAGCGACAACGAGGGGGCAAAUGGUAGCCAGGUCAACAGUCGUGCGCGGGACCAAUCCACGCAGCAGAGCUCAACAUCACCUGAAAAACGAGGGCUCAAGGCAGCGGUUUCUGAUACUGAGGCAAUGAUGAACGGGCUGAAGCUCUCCGAUGAGACCAAGGUGGGGGAAAUACAUUUCGACCAGGUGCAGCAAGACCGGGAGCCGCAGACAGGCAGAGCACCGUCGGCACCUCCCACCGAACCCAGACGGGAAGCCUCUACCGCGAGAAAGCGCCGUGAAAAUGAUAAAUACGUCAAGGAGCGGGACCAGAACCCGGCUUUUGUCCCAACUCGCGGCAGUUUCUUCCUGCAUGAUAAACGGACGACCGAAGGGACCAACGGAUUCCGACCUUUGAACAAGACCAAGUCUCGGCCAUAUGGUCUCAUUGUUGACGGAAAUGCCCGCAGGUACGGCAAUCUCUGCCCUUCCCAUUAUCAACCCUUGCUAACAUGCAGCCUAGGAGCUCCUCCAAGCCCGAUGCUAGCGAAGGACAAUGGACCCAUGAUUUACAUGAUACCGUGGCCGGAAACGACCAGCGUGCGCCCAAACAAUCAUCCACGUCCUUGCUGCCGAAUCUCCCCUCGUCCGUCCCUACCGCUCCGAGAUCCACGCCCCCCGAACCGAUCCUUUUCCAGCACGACGUUGGUGGGGAACGUGCCCGUCGUCGUCUUCUUGCCGGGUAUGACUCAACCCACGCCGUUUUCUGCUGUCCCCAAAAAACAACAUACCCGAUUGCCUCAACAUCGCCCUCCCUUGCGUCGAGACAAACCAGUGCGGAUAUCUCUUCCUGGACAACCGCCUCGGUACAUCUUUCCAUCGACGGAGCGCUCGUUUAUCUUCAUCCCGCGAGCUUUGCGGCCGAACCAGCAGGGCUACCGAGGCCGUGGCCGUGGCGGCUUUUACGGCGGGCGGCGGCCCAGUUACUAUACCAACACUGUAUAUACGCCGAGCGUCCUGAGCCGCCGGUCCUCUCUCGGCAUGGCCGCGUCUCAGGACGGGUACCCGUCGCCGGCGGGAUCGGUCUACUCCAGGCCGAUGGUCCCUCCUGAUACUAGCAAGCCCAUUGUGCGCUUGCCGCCGCCUCGUCCGCCCAUCGGUGUCCCACCAACGGGGCCUGGUGCCAUGGGUCCCGGGCCUCCCAUGCAGCUUCCGCAUCCUGCCUACCGCGAAAGUCGUCCGGCACCGAUCCCCAUGCACCAGCCCCGUCCCCAGAAAGCCGUUUCCGUUGCGGAUAUCGAAAGUCCCGCUCGCUUCCCCUUCAAUCCACCCCACCCCCAUCAGGACCAACCGUUCCACCACCAGGUGCCCAUUCCGGUCAAUGGGCCUGGGCACGAUCCGACGGCACACGGCCCGCCCAGUCAAGCCUCGGUGACCCCGCUCUCGCAGAUUCCCGAACGGGCGAUCCAUGCCCAGCCGUUCCAGCCCUACAACUAUCAACAGCCGGGGUUCUACCCGCCGGCCUACCCCGGUGCCAUGUACUACCCAGCCUCCGGGCCAGAUUACUCGGCCUACAAUGGACCGGUAGGGCCCGGCACGUCGGUCGCAAGUUUCCCCCAGGGUCAACAACCCAUGCCGUAUGCGUCGUCGGGUGAGCAGCCGUCCCAGCCUGGAACCGUGGCCCACGAGUCUGGUGGCACGGUUUAUUUCUACGAUGCCAACCAGAUGUACUCGAACCCAUCGGUCGGGGCGGGGGCCGGUCCCGGGGUGUUGUGGGGAUGGGGGGGAUGA
This is a messenger RNA of Penicillium alfredii, 1935 nucleotides long. RefSeq lists its product as uncharacterized. Gene Ontology annotation, cellular component: exon-exon junction complex. The record is from RefSeq and is a predicted model, not a curated record. Lineage: Eukaryota; Fungi; Ascomycota; Eurotiomycetes; Eurotiales; Aspergillaceae. Gene Ontology annotation, molecular function: mRNA binding. The transcript has a single exon. Bases 1 to 1935 code for a protein of 644 amino acids. Gene Ontology annotation, biological process: mRNA processing.